Messenger RNA from Helianthus annuus (common sunflower), 2692 nucleotides. Its product is annotated as pentatricopeptide repeat-containing protein At2g01390. Gene Ontology annotation, molecular function: protein binding. The transcript is spliced from 3 exons. Lineage: Eukaryota; Viridiplantae; Streptophyta; Magnoliopsida; Asterales; Asteraceae. Bases 140 to 1483 code for a protein of 447 amino acids. The record is from RefSeq and is a predicted model, not a curated record.
UUCAACAAAUCAAGCACCAAACAAAGCUUCAUAACCCCUAAAUCAUACAUGAAAGACACAAUCGCAACCAUAUCAAACAUACUCAGGUAUUCCACUUGGGAUUCUGCUCAACAACACCUUCAAACCCUCACACCAUCAAAUGGGAUUCUUACACAGUCAAUCAAGUCCUCAACACCCACCACCAAUGGAAAAAUCUUGGCUUUUUUUCAACUGGGCAUCUGGGUUGAAAAACUUCAAACAUGAUCAGUUUACUUACACAACAAUGAUGGAUAUUUUUGGGGAAGCAAGGAGGAUUUCUUCAAUGAAGUUUGUGUUUCAGCAGAUGCAGGAUAAAGGGGUUAGAGUUGAUGUGGUUAGUUAUACUUGUAUGCUGCAUUGGCUGUGGAAUGAUGGGGAUGUUGAUGGGGCUGUGAAGUUGUGGGAGGAGAUGAGGGAGAAGGGUGUUAGUCCGACUGUUGUUUCGUACACGGCGUAUAUGAAGGUUUUGUUUGACAAUGGUCGGGUGAAGGAGGCGACUGAGGUUUAUAAGGAGAUGAUUCGGGCUGGUUGUGCGCCGAGUUGUGUUACUUAUACGGUUUUGAUGGAGCAUCUUGCUGGUUGUGGAAAAUUCAACGAAGUCCUAGACAUGUUUAUCAAGAUGCAAGAAGAAGCAGGAGUACAACCUGAUAAAGCUGCAUGCAACAUCUUAGUUGAAAAUUGCUGCAAAGCAGGGGAAAGCGAUGCUCUCCUUAAGGAAUCAAAUUGUCAUUUAUCUUCUGUACAUUAUAAGAAGAAGCUGGAACCCAUAGUAAAUGAUGGACAAAAACGUCUUUUGACCAGAAAGCACUUUAUUGGCGUUGACUCUUUACUUAAAGAUAUGAUGGACAAAAACGUCUUUUUGACUGCCGAGAUUGUUUCAUCAGUUAUUGACACAUACACUACUGCUCAUGAAAGACCUCACGCUGCUCUUUUGGCCUAUGAGUAUGGUAAGAAAAUGGGGAUAAAAUUUGAGAAAAUUUUGUAUCUUUCUUUGGUUGGUUUGUUUAUCAGGACAAAUUCUUUCCUAAAGAUUGUGGAUAUCAUCAUCAAAGAAAUGGUAAAAAGUGGAAUCUUUCUUGGAGUUAAUCAAAGUGCGUUGUUGAUAUACAAGCUCGGAUGUGCAAAUAAGCCUGCUUCAGCUGCGAAAGUAUUUGACCUUUUGCCUGAUAAUGAGAAGAACACGGCAACUUACACUGCUUUGAUGGCAGCCUACUUUGCUUCAAGAAGUACUACUUGUAAAGAAGGACUAGAGAUUUUUAAGGAAAUGAAGGAUGCUGGGAUUCCUGUUGUUGUUGGAACUUAUAAUGUGCUGUUGGCUGGUCUAGGAAAAAGUGGCAGAGUUGUUGAGUUUGAGUAUUAUAGGAAACAGAAAAAACAGAUGCAGAAUGUUAGUUUUUUUGAAAAUCAAAAAUCUGUAGAAGAAAUGAGUUGUAACAUGUUGUUUGGUAGGGAUUAUGCAUCUUGAGACUUGACAAAAGUGAUUUAAGCGGCACAAUAACAUCGCUGCUUGUCCCUUCACUGACGCUAGCAGGUAAGGUUCCACUUUGUUUAUACUUUAUUGCGCAGUUUUUCUUGUUCUCGGGAUCGCUGAAAUUUGAAAAAGUCCAGAUGAGUGUGAGAAUUCAAUUACAGUCCCCUAGAGAUGAACUUCCCUUACAUGAAUCCGAUUUUUACCGGUCCUCUAAUUCCUUCUCGGUUCGUCCAAUUUUAGGUCAGUUUCUUUAAAUGUACUAUUCCUUCUCGGUUUGUCCAAUUUUAUGUCUAGAUUUUCUUAUGGUACCAUUGCUAAAGUUACUAGUUAAAGGCAUAUGAACUCAUAGGCGGUUUUAUCACCUAUGGCACAAAGUGGUCGAUUUGCAGUUCCUGUGCAGCCAAACCAGACGCACCCUAGCUAUGCAUUUGAACAAAAGGCAGAUGCAGGCUCGGUUUUACAGGCUGGAGCUAAUCCUUAUGGUGCUAAUGUUUACCAGCCAUAAAGACCUGAGAAUCCGGUAUGCAGCUCCCUGAGCAGAUGCAGCAGCAGCUACAGUCCACGUUAGGUCAGCCGCCGUCUGAUUUUGAUGCUGAUAAGCAUGAACGAUAUCAGUCAACGCUGCAGUUUGCUAUGAACCUUUUGUCUUCACUAAGUUACCAAGCCCAUGUAUUCUUUUUUAAAUUUUAAAUUAAAAUGAAAUUAUGUUUAAUUGAUUUGUUUAUCUAGAGGUCAUUAGAAUAGUUUCAGAGUAGAUUUAGAGGUGUGUCAAUAGUUGUCCUUAUAAGAUGUUACAUAUAAAUUCUUUGUGAAGUGUAAAGGAUUGUGAUACAUAUCCAACUGACCUAACGGGUCAAAUUAACCCAUUCUCGUUGAUGAUCCUAGACCCUUGACGCAGUCAAAUGACCCAAUCAAUUGCAGUCAAAUGGCUCAAUUAAUUACAGUUCUAGCCCAGUCAAAAGACCCAAUUAACUGCAGCUUUAAUCAAGGGAGAAAAUGAUGUAAUGUGGGGACAUGUUAUGGGCAGUUACUUAGUAUCUUGUGUCUUUAAGUAAGUUGUUUAAGGUGAGAAUAAGGUGUCUUGGAUAUUUUGUUUGUAUUGUGAUCUCUGAUCAGAAUUUAGGAGACUAGCCCCUCUCGAAUCGGGCCAACUAUCGUGUUUGUUCUUGUUUCAAUUUAAUAAGAUUUUCAGUAUCUAUCAGA